AUGCCGGAUGCCAUGGGGAAAACAAUACCAAUCUGGUGUGCAGUCAUGAAUAGAACGCUGUUUCCUGAAAAGCCAGCCUACCAUGCAGUUCAGUUUGCACCAGCAUACCUUGGAGAAUCAGAAGAGUCACAAAUUGAAAACAAAAUAGACGGGUUCAUAGAAUCAUUUAAAGCAUUAAACUUGGAUAUGGGAAAACUAAAAGAAAGGCUGGGAAAACCUAUCCGCCUGGUCUGGGCUAGCAGAGACUUUUUCUCAGACAAUGAUGAGCAUGACGAUUCACAUUUACUCGUGCUCUGCUCGGCGUCAAGAUGCGUUCGUGGUGCCGAGAUGUCAGAGGGCGGAUAUAUCCAGGGUGCAGGUGACGACAGUGAGGGAUGGUCCCACGGCCUCACACCUCCCGUAUUUUGGAAACAUAAAGACCAACUCAUGGCAGCUGGAGAAUCGGAGCUUCCUGGCCUUAUUCAAGAGCUCGUUGAAAAGGAAUGUAAGCUGCCGUCGACUAAUGGGCGGUAUCUGAUAAAGCCCACCAGGAACAUAUAUAUCGGCAAACGCAGUGGUGUCGGUGAUGAUGAUGCGUCUUCUUUUGAUCUGGUCAUUGAUUGUGCUGGAAGCGUUGAUUCCAGUCAGUCGGGAUCACCGCAAUCAACGAAAUGGCUGAAUCUGGGCUGUCCCUCAGGGAAGUUGGGAAGUCGGCAGCUUAGAAAGGUUCUUGCUGGUGCUGAAAGCUUUGUGUCCCGCCAUUUAACUGGCGAUCCCUCGCUUUCCCUCCUCAUAAUGUGUUCGGAUGGUAAAGAUAUUUCUGUCGGAACCGCAUUGAUGGUUCUUUGCUCCCUCUUCGAUGAUCAAGGUAUCGCCCCCGGAAACAACCUGGCGCGUCCAACUAAUAUCUAA
Molecule: messenger RNA, 891 nt
Organism: Trichophyton verrucosum HKI 0517
Lineage: Eukaryota; Fungi; Ascomycota; Eurotiomycetes; Onygenales; Arthrodermataceae
Exons: 2
Coding region: 1-891 (296 amino acids)
Biological process (GO): charged-tRNA amino acid modification
Cellular component (GO): cytoplasm
Molecular function (GO): tRNA adenosine(64)-2'-O-ribosylphosphate transferase activity
Source: RefSeq, a predicted model, not a curated record